AGCCCUCCACUAGCAUCACCAUUCAAGAACGACCGACUUCCUUUAUUUCCAUUUUUCUCCAUUCCCGGUUUUUCCAUUUUUAUCGUACAACGCUGGAAGGUGAUCCACGGAAUUCGUGAAUCAGCCGCGAUGACUUCACUAACGGAAGUGUCGAGGAGUCCCAAUUAAAAUAACUUAAGACUACGUAGCCGCGACGAGCGCGACUUCGCCCCCUCCGCUGUUAGAUCCGGCGGAAUUAAUUAAUUAAUUAAUUACCAGCGCAGGGAGGAAAAUAAAGACCUAGAAAAGGUCCCUAUUAACCCCGUGAAAUCGCGACCUCCCUCGGCAGCAGGGUCGGAGGUCGUCGGCGAGGAUAAGGCGCUCCAGAAUUCGAGAAUUCCGGAACACGAGCUCGACACCUUCCUCGACUCGGUCGAAGCCACUACGGUCUCUUUCUCGGUAGGUAUUAUAGUCGCAGGCAUAUGUACGUAAUUCCGCUUCAUUAGUAUUUCCAUCGAAGGAGGGCCUAUUAUAUUCCCGGGUUUGCGUUCCCAUUUUUAUUCCGAUCCCUCAGAGUCUCUCAUGCCGGCGCUUAUGCUAAUGCGACGAGUACACACUUCCAAUGCGACGAGCUGGCGGUAUCAAAAGGGGCCACGUCCCAGGGAAAGGCUCCCGGGGCUCGAUUCCAUCCCAUUUCUCAAGUUGGGUCCGUUUCCCUGGUCCCGAAAGGAGCGUCGCGACGCCUACGAUUCUGAACGAGGGCCACGAAUUCUGAGGCGCGACGCCCCGUGGGGCCUCCUUGAUGAGAGCCCCUGCGCGCGGAACACCUGAACGCUCGGUAAACGGAUAAAAUUAACAUUAAUAACGUCUGCCGGCAUCCGAUCUACAUCUCGCCCGAGAAGUCGUUCGUGACACCUCCCUCGGGCCUGGUUGCGGAGAAGACCUCGCAUCGUCGUCCCAGGGUUUCGGGCCCUGGUCCCCGAGGUCGACAUGGACGCCCCAUUCCCCAGGACGGAGACACCCUGUCGCGUGUUGCAGACCGACAACGAGAGCGCCGAGGACGACUACGGAUGUCCAGCUCCGGUUUUGCUGGACCUGGACGAGAACAAGCAACGCCACGGGGAUCAUCGCGGGACCCUCGAGGGACCCGAUCGGUUCGCCGGAGAACUCGUCGAGAGUGACGGUACGUGGGGAUGUUUCCUUCCUAAGCUGCGAUAGCAAUACGACGAGCCGGCUAUUUCAUCGGCUCGAGUUCCUCGAAUUUAACGUAACUCGAGGCGAUUCGUGCAUAACGAGGUGAAAUAUCUGACUCGUCGCAUCCCUAAUCGACCCCUGGACGUGUUUCAGGUCCUCGAGGAUCUCCAGGUCACGGGCCGUCCGCGCGGUCCCCCGGGUGGCGAGCCCCUGAGACCACCGGGG
Molecule: messenger RNA, 1398 nt
Organism: Orussus abietinus
Lineage: Eukaryota; Metazoa; Arthropoda; Insecta; Hymenoptera; Orussidae
Exons: 2
Coding region: 970-1197 (75 amino acids)
Source: RefSeq, a predicted model, not a curated record